Medicago truncatula (barrel medic) is the source of this 1341-nucleotide messenger RNA. RefSeq lists its product as uncharacterized. The record is from RefSeq and is a predicted model, not a curated record. NCBI's taxonomy places the organism in Eukaryota, Viridiplantae, Streptophyta, Magnoliopsida, Fabales, Fabaceae. The transcript has a single exon. The coding region runs from base 1 to 1341 and encodes 446 amino acids.
AUGACACAGAGAUACCAAGACGGUAUGGCCAUUGUGCUUAAAGAUGGUAAACCGGAUAUUUUUCUCACAAUGACAUGUAACCUUUCUUGGUCUGAGAUCACUUCUGAACUUGGCCCUAAUCAAACCCCACAAGAUCGUCCUGACUUGCUAACAAGAAUAUUCCGCUCUAAAUUUGAGCAAUUGAAGGAUGAUGUCAUAACUAAAGGUGUCUUAGGAAAGGUUAAAAGUUAUAUGUAUGUAACUAAAUUUCAGAAACGAGGUCUCCCACAUGUGCAUAUGUUGUUAAUCUUUGAUAACGAUGACAAGUUACGAGAACCAGAAGAUUAUUAUAAGGUGGUAAGAGCAGAAAUACCAAAGGUUGAAUCUGAGCCCCAAUUGUAUGAGGCAGUCCUAAAACACUUGAUUCAUGGGCCAUGCGGCAGGCUGAAUCAAAAGUCACCAUGCAUGAGUAAAGAAGGGCAAUGUAAAAAGCGAUAUCCAAAAGAAUUUGUAGAAGAGACCCGUCAAGGAAAUGACUCAUAUCCUCAAUACAGAAGACAAUUUAAUGAACCAGUUUCUCUUUAUAGAAAUAUUCAUGUAGAUAACAGAUGGGUGGUUCCUUAUAAUCCAUGGUUGCUGUUAAAAUAUGACUAUCACAUAAAUGUUGAGGUAUGCAGCAACAUCAAAAGCAUUAAAUAUCUCUACAAAUAUGUUUACAAGGGACCUGGUCGUGUCGCGAUGGAAGUUCAUAGAGGAACAAAUAUGGAUGAUAUUCAGCAGUUUGUAGAUGCAAGAUGGAUUUGUGCUCCAGAGGCAUUAUGGAGAAUAUUUAAAUUCACUUUAUACAAGUUAUAUCCCUCCGUUGAAAGACUGCAAAUUCACUUACCAAAUCAUCAACAAGUGCGAUAUUAUAACCAUCAACAAGUUGCUGCUGUGCUGAAUGAUGACCGAAAUUCAAAAACAAUGCUCACAGAAUUCCUUGCACUAAACCAAAUGGAUCCAUAUGCUAGAAAUUUAUUGUAUAGACAGAUUCCAGAGCAUUAUUGCUGGAAAAAAGGGGUUAAGAAAUGGCAGAGAAGAAAAAAUAACCGAAAAGUUAUUGGUCGAAUAUAUACAGUGUCCCCUUCAGAAGGAGUGAAAUUCUACUUACGUGUCCUAUUAUCUCAUUUGCGAGGUCCAACAAGUUGGGAAUACCUUCUCACAUGUAAUGGAACUUUCUGUCACACAUUCAAAAUGUCAGCAGAGUGUCAUGGAUUUUUGGAGAGCGACAAUAGUAUUCGAGAAUGCAUGGUUGACGCGUCAAAUCAACGUAUGCCAUAUGCUUUAAGAAGGUUGUUUGCCACUAUAUUAGUUUUUUGUUAG